UGUCAAAAAGAGAACGAAUUGCCGAUAUUUCUUUUCUCCGUUCAGUUGUGCAUGUACGAUUAUAUCGGUAUUUGUUAUUUAUCGUAAAAGUGUGUUUGCACUAAACGAGUAAAGAGAACUCUGCUUCUCGUAUAGGAAAAUAUACACUGUAUGUUACUUCUGUGAUAAGUGUUGAUAACAAGAAGGAAAGUGAGUACAAUAUGAGUGGGAGUGAAGCAUCGGUUACUAUAGGUUAUGAUACAGCCGUAAAUGAGAAGUACAGUAUUUACGCGACUAUCUCCUUCGCUGUGCUAUUGUUGGGUGUCGGAGUUCCACUUUGGUGGCACACUACCGCAGUUCCGCGUGUAUCGCUUCCUUACGCUGGAAUCGAAGCACUCUCCGACCUAGACAUUAAUAUUAAAACGAAAAUUGUCGUCGUAGCUCUGUCUAAAGAUCGAGCUGAAUCCUUGGUACACCACAUAACGGAUGCUUUUAAAAAUUCCAGUAUCUGUCGGAUAGAGGUUAUUUACCAUGUGAUAUCCAGUAAUCUAGUAACUUCUGCAUUUACGCAUCAUGAACUAGAGAAAAUAGCAUCGUUUUUCGACCUGGACGUAGGACAACUUCUACUUUUGGAAACAAACAACUUGAACGAUGCAGUUCUCGUCGGCUCGAGAAGAACCAUUUACUUUUCUACAGAAACCACUGCCUCCACUUUGAUUCAAGUUUUAUCGGAAUGGGUGUUGCUUGAAAAGUCACUGACUUUAACGAGAAAUGCACUCACCGAACCAACUCUUUACAGCCUAGAUGAAGAAAACAGGAGAAGGUUCCCAGCUAGCCCGGCUUACGAUGUACUCAUUACCGUGGUCAAUCCAGAUCCAGAAAAACUGAAAGUUGCUUGGGAUCUCCGCGUGAUGGCCGAGGAAUACGUCGAACCAUUUCUCUCUGAGCUUUCGAUUCUGAGUAACUUCUCUGUCAAAUCACAGUGGUUGUAUUUACUGCCAUUGGAUGUCAGCCCGAAACGAGUGCCCGAUAGUAGCCCAUUAGGUAGACAUUUUGCAUUAUCAGAGGACGUUUUACCUCAAUUAAUUACACCAUUGGAGAAAAAACUAGCUUCACAGGUUAGUCUCCAUCCAACUAUCAAUUUCGUUAUCUAUGCUGUUCCUUGUGACAGCGCCCCGUUACAUAUUUACACGCGUUCUGGACAUCGAUCGAAAAUUAACGCUAAUGUCGAAGCGUUCUUUUCUCCAAGAUGGGGUGGUGUAGUUUUGAUCAAUCCACCCAUUGAAGCUUGCAUGGCUGCGAAACUCGAUCAACCGGUUACCAUUGUGCCUGAACAGACUACCAUUGUUGGAACCUUUCUUACCCAAUUGAAACUUCUUUUAGGCAUUCCUGAACCGAAAUUCUUAAAUGGUGUUACCGCUGUUUCUUUGCCAGGAUUGAAACUGCGUGAUUGGGAAGUCGAUGCAUUGCUACGUGUACGCACGAUCGAGCAAUUAACAUCGGCAAAAUUAACUCUGCAAUCGAUUGCACAACUUCUUCAAGAAAUUGGUAACAUUGUGAUUACAGAUAUUGUAGGAAACAGAAUUAAAACAGCCUUACGUUUGGUGGAAGAUUCGGCUCAACGAUUAACGCGUGGCGAUCUAGCAGUAGGUUUUCUGCUGAGUAAAGAAGCAUUUGUUACUGCGGAAGCAGCAUUCUCUGAUCCAACGCUCUUUGCUUUGUUAUAUUUUCCCGAAGAUCAAAAAUACGCUGUAUACACACCUCUCUUCUUACCAGCAAUAAUACCAGUCUUGUUUUCCUUAAAAAAUAUUUAUCGCUAUUAUUUCCAUCGAAGAGUCAAUAAUCCAUUGAAGGAAACUGCACCAGGCCAAAAUAAAUGAGAGCAGCAAGUGUUUCACGAUAACGUCUUCAACCAUUUGCCAAGUUUUUACUUCAUAUUGUUUUUUUCUUUUAUCAUUUUCAUUGUAUCCUAUUGUCGAGUCAUUUCUAUACAUCAUGCUAUUUUAUCUAGAUAAAAAGUCGAUGAAACAAACGUCGCAAAUAAAAACAAUAUUUUUUUAUUGUACAAAGAAAAUGUUCAUCAAGUUAUAAAAACAGCAGAAAGUGUGGGAUGAGUCAGUGAGUGAAUGAAAAAGAUAGGGAGAGGACUGAAUGAUUGAAAAAUUAGGAAAGACAGGCAAAGACGAAAAGUGAGGAGGAACGGGAAGCGGCAGAGAAUGCGCUGAACUGUUUAAAUUAUUUCAACCAAUAUCGAAUGAGUUUAAGAUAUUUUACAUACAGUUAAAUUUCACUUUUGUUUGUCCUGCAUAUUUUUCGUACAUAGAUAGAAUUCUAGAAUUACAACUUCCUUGUAAUUUCUGUUACCCACGGACGAAAUAGAGAUCCGCGUUAUGCGUCACAGCAUACAAUAUAGUAUAAAGUAGCGCUAGAUAAAGGUUUCUGUUUGUACACAGGUACGCGUCUUUUGUCCACAUUUACGCACACAAAUUUAAUACUAUCAAACGUCUCCCACGCAUGCUCAUACAUCCGUUUUAACAAAUUUCAAAUUAAUUAUCAUUAGAUCGUUAGAAACAGCUAAUAAUCUAUGUACAAUACACGUAUAUCAAUCCUCAACCAGUUAUCAAAUGGUUACAAAAUUAUUGAGUUGAAUCACUAUAAAAUGUAUGUUCAACUACCGCGAGAAAAUUUCAAAUUCAAGUUAGUUUAAUGUAGCUGACUCGAUAUGAGCAACUUCAUGAGAAUGAAAUCCGUUGCGUGUUCGAAAUGUAAAUAUUUCCCAAUUUUAACAAAUCGAGAUAACGCUAUUAUUCUUUUUCGUUAAUACACUAUCAAGAUUUAUCGUAAAUCUCACAGCUACUGUCAAUUGGAGGGAUUCUUUACUUAAUCAGGACAAGCUCAAAUUUGUUUUUGUUUGUUCGAUUAGUAGUUGAACAUUAUCGCUAAUAAUAAAAAUAAAUUAAUUGGUGAAUUGAAAAGUUUACUCGUAUGAAAAAAAAAAAGAAAAAGAAAAAGAUAAAAAUAUAAACAGGAAAAAGAAGAAGAGAAGGAGUGGGAGAGGGACGGAAGGGGUUGAGGAAAAUUAAAAGAAAAAAAAGGGAGGAGUAAAAAGGAGGGAUGUAAAAAAAAAGAAGAAAAUUAACAGAGAUGCUGAACUAGCUGUAUCGCAUGUUGCAAAGCAUCUGCGAUAUUCUGAAAAACAGGUACACCUUCGCGCGUCGCGUAGUCCGACAGGUACAUUCUUCCCCGAUUGUAGUCUUUUAUGGCUUGUUCAGUUAGCUGAAAGAAAAUGUUACCUUCUAUAUAAAUAUAUGUAGAAUUUGGUUCAAUGGAAAAACAGGAAAUUAUAAGAUAAGGAUAAUAGAAAGACGAAGAGAUGAAAAAAGGAAAAAAGAAAUACAGAAGAAAGAAUAUAGAAGCUAUAGGAACAAAAUGAGACGUAUAUGUAUACUUGUGUAUAGUAAUAUUUAUGGAAGUAUAUAUUAUUUAUAGAAGGCAUACACAAAAACGCUUACCUUUUCACCAGAAACUACGCAGUCUUCGGGAAGCGCUUGAACGCAUAGGACUAAUUUUGCGCGUAAUCCAAUGAGGUGAGCUGCCAAUGCCAUUAUAGUGACACCACGCGAAUGUUGCGGUACGAUCAAUAAUAUUAACCGUGAAUUUUUCAUCCUCUGCAAUUCUUGUGGCAACACCUUUACGUUGUACUCGUUCAGGCUUGAUCGAUAUAAGGAUAAUCCAAUAGAUCUAAAACGAGAAACAAUUUACGUGUAAACUUACAACGACAUUGUCGUAAUGAAGAGAAUCGAAAGAACGUUACAUCUCGAAUGCUCACUCGAUCGAGGGUAUGGCGGUCGUUUCUAACCAAAACUGAUCUUUACCGAUUACUCCAACGUACAAGUCUCUCUUCUCGGAUUCUGGCACGAAGAAAUUGGUCCAAUCUAAAAAGUUGAACGGUCGAACGAAUCGUACACUCGGCUGCUCGGACGUUUUCGUGAACAAUUAAUCGAAGCACGAACGUCUCGUAACGACCUGUUUGCUAGUUGAUACACGCUAACGAUACACACGCUACUACAGGUCGUGGCAAAUUUUUGAGAAUAAGAAAUACCUAGGAAACGGUUAAAAGGUUGCACGAUAGCUCUGCGAAGAAAUUUCGACGCCUUCCUACAUAAAAUACUCCAAACUGAAGGUAUCUCACUUUCACAAGAGACGCCGUUGCUCUUCGUCCUCCACGCUGAUUCGGUAGCUAAGGCACAAAAUUGUUCGAAGUUUAUCCGUAAUUCCGUUGGAUCCCUCUUCGCUGGAAAUCCAUCGUCAAUCAACGUCCUAUACGCUUCUGAAAGCACAUAUAAACACAGACAGUAGAGAAAAUAUAGCUGAGCUGUAAUCCAAUGCCUACACACUGUUAUGACCAUAUAUGGCAUUGUCAACGUGUUAGAUGUACACGUGCGAUUUUCAUUAUGCGAAAAGUAUAAUAUUUAUUACCCGACUUAUUCACGACACUAAGAAGCUCCGACAUCGAUGGUACGUUGCACUUGACACUCGAUUGUAAUGCUAUCCAAGCCUACAAAAUCAAGAGUGCAAAGCAAAUGUAACAAGAAUAUGUUAUAAUUGUAACAAUUGUAACAAGAAUAUGUUAUAAUUUGUUUUUCAUAAGCAAUAUAUGUUUUUCUACAAACAUGUGGCAAAUAGACGCUAGUGAAACUUACUUCUUCCAAGUUGACGGCUCCAUUAUCGUUCAUAUCCAUAGACUUGAAAAUCUCCCUGAGCAUACUGCAAGAGAGUAGAUUAAAAUCGAAUAUUCGACACAAUCAUACUUACAUAAACAUGUAUGUACAGUUUCAGCGAAAAAUCCUUACACCAGAUCCAUUCCAUUUUGACCGAAUGAUAUUUUAAUCGGCCUAAUACCAUCAUCGGCAUGCAGAUCUUCCACGUUAAUUUCCUCACGUAGCAUCUAUGGAGAAACGCAGAUCAGUAGCUUUUUAGUAUAAACAAUUAAAUUUAUUUCUCUCAAUGUAAUUUACAAAAUAUAUACCACAAUAAUCA
Molecule: messenger RNA, 5019 nt
Organism: Bombus pascuorum
Lineage: Eukaryota; Metazoa; Arthropoda; Insecta; Hymenoptera; Apidae
Gene: PIG-S
Product: GPI transamidase component PIG-S
Exons: 10
Coding region: 201-1859 (552 amino acids)
Biological process (GO): attachment of GPI anchor to protein
Cellular component (GO): GPI-anchor transamidase complex
Source: RefSeq, a predicted model, not a curated record